Messenger RNA from Cornus florida, 1325 nucleotides. RefSeq names its product F-box/LRR-repeat protein At2g42730-like. The record is from RefSeq and is a predicted model, not a curated record. The transcript has 2 exons. The coding region runs from base 426 to 1127 and encodes 233 amino acids. Gene Ontology annotation, molecular function: protein binding. Lineage: Eukaryota; Viridiplantae; Streptophyta; Magnoliopsida; Cornales; Cornaceae.
GUAGAAAUUGCGAAUCUGCGAUACCUUUUUGUGUUCUAUAUCUAGGAUUCUCAUAUCAAUCUAUAAGUACUUCAAAAGAAUCAAAACUUGUACUUCCAUCGAGUAUCUUCUAUUUAUUUAACGUGAAUUACAAUCUUUGUUCGUUCUUCGAAGAAAUUAGGGCUCGUAUUUCGAAUCUUCGAUCCUUACACAGGUGAGUCUCUUUUUCUGCAUUAGCUGUUAUUUUUAUUUUUAUUUUUUUCUUCAGGUAAUUAAGUGAAGGGUUUCUGUGUUUUCUUCUUUACUUUAAUUAUAAUUAGAUUUAGAGUUAUCAGAGUUAUCAUAAGCUUCUUCCUUAAUCUGUAAUUGUUUUUUUUGGUAGUCUAUGCAGAGCUUAUUUAGGCUAUAAAUUUGAGUAACAGAAGGGCAAAAACAACUAUGACACAAUGAGGAAAAGGAUGAUGAGGCCCAUCUCUAAAUGCACAAAAAAACUCAAGAGUAAUAACAAGAAGGAUUGGAUCAGUGGGCUGCCUGAUGAAAUUAUUGUUUCUAUUGUGUCUCUUCUGGGAAUUAGGGAAGCGGCACGCACUUGUGUACUCUCCAAAAGAUGGGAAAAUGUAUGGUUGUUCUCAUAUAAUAUGGUUCUAAACUUUGACGCUUUAGAAACAAUUUUUGAUCUUGAAUCGAGACGAAAGGUAAUGGAAGUAGAAAGAUGUAGGUACAUAAGUUGGGUGAACAAAGUCUUGGAUUUGCAUCGUGGUUCAACCAUGGAUGAGUUUAGAGUUUCUUUUUGUUUGAAUGUCUCUUCUAGCUGUGUCAUUGAUAGAUGGAUUGAAUUUGCAAUAGCAAAGAGAUUUCAAAGGCUUGAGGUGGAUUUGGAACCAUGUUACUAUAUGGAAAAGACCGAAGCAUAUACUUUUCCAAACCAGAAUUUUAUUCACAUCAAAAGUCCUGCCGGUUUAUCCGGCAUUAGGUCCCUAAGAUCCCUCUGUUUUAAGCGUGUGAACAUAAGUGGAGAAAUUCUUAAAUACUUCCUUUCCAAUUGUCCUCUUCUCGAAUCUCUACAAGUAGAACUCUUGGAAAAUUUAGUGAAUUUAAAAGUUUUUGGUUCCUCACUUCGGCUGAAGGUUUUGGAGAUAUCCAAAUAACGCCAUUUGAAGGAUCUUGAGGUUUGUGCUACGAAUCUUGUGUCAUUUAAAUAUUUUGGACCGGGCCAAAAUAUAAAUAUGCAAAUUAAGGAUGCAUUCCAGCUUGCUGAGGUGUCUAGUACAGAUUUCUAUGAGCCAAUAGACCGUGGUUUUUUCCGGUUUUCAAGGUACUUUUCGUAGCUCGAGACUCUCUCAUAG